AUGAAUCGCACGCUGGUCGAGUGUGCGCGUUGCAUGAUGGAACACGCUGGACUGGGAAAGAGCUACUGGGGUGAAGCAGUGAUGACGGCGAUGUUUCUUCGAAACCGCUGUCCAACACGUGCCAUUCACCAAGACAAGUCUCCAUAUCAAGUGUGGACGAUGAAGAAACCGAUUCUGGCCAACCUUAAAGUGUUUGGAUGCCACGCGUAUGUUCAAGUGCCUCAAGACAAACGCGCGAAGUUCGACUCCAAGUCAUCACUCUGUCGUUUCCUGGGAUACGCCGAACACCAGAAGUCAUAUCGAUUUGAGGAAGUGUCAACAGGAGCGAUCAAGAUCAGUCGCGAUGCCACAUUCAUGGAAGACAAAUUUGAUGAAGGUCCGCGCAACUACAACGAUGAGUCAAGUGCCGUUGAGUUUGAUGAUCAAGACGAGGACGAAGAAAAAGAAGAAGGUAAAACUGACGACGACAUGGACUCGAGCGACGAUGACAACGAAGACACCAGGUCUUCGAAGAGCAACAUCAAGAGACACACGCGCACUCAAUCACUUGAGAAAGCUACCGUCAUUCCAAGUCCCAAGCGAAGAACGUACAGAGGUCCGUCGCUUGAGCAUGUGUCAGCGGCUGCAAUGGAUUUUGAAGCAGCCUACAUCGUUGAUUCAGUGGGGGAAACGCCGACUACAUUCAAGUCGGCGAUGGAAUCAAGCGACUCCGGCAAGUGGAAAGAAGCGUGUGACUCGGAGUUCGACUCGCUUCAGAGAAACGACACGUGGGAAAUCGUGCCUCUUCCGAAAGGUCGCAAGGCCAUCGGGUGCCGAUGGGUUUUUCGUGUAAAGGAGAAUCAAGAUGGCGAAGUUGAACGUUUCAAGGCAAGACUUGUGGCCAAAGGAUUCUCACAGAAAUUCGGAGUUGACUAUGAAGAAACUUUCGCACCGGUGGCCAAGUUCACAUCGAUUCGUGUGGUGCUCAGUAUGGCGGCCAAGUACGGCCUAAUGCUACAUCAGAUGGACGUCAAGACAGCGUUUCUUAACGGCUCCCUCAACGAAGACAUCUACAUGGACCAGCCGGACGGAUACCUGGAUGCAACACAGCCGGACUAUGUGUGCAAGCUAAAGAGAUCACUCUACGGCUUGAAGCAAUCGCCUCGCAUGUGGAACCAAACAAUCGAUGGGUUCAUGAUCAAGAUGGGAUUCAAGAAGUGCGAAUCGGACCACUGCAUCUACAUCAAGCGAGACGACCAAGACAUGAUUCUCGUGGUGCUCUACGUCGAUGAUCUCAUCCUGGCCAGCAGCAACAACGAACUCCUCAAGUCGACCAAGAUGGCGCUGAGCAAACGCUUCGAAAUGACGGAUCUCGGUGAGCUCAGUUACUUUCUCGGCAUGGAGAUCAAGAACGACCGUAAGACGGGAAUGGUGACUGUGCAACAAACCAAGUUUCUCAAGUCCGUGUUGACCAAGCUCGGAAUGGAUAACAGCAAGCCAGUGAAGACGCCUCAAGAUCCCGGCCUGAAGCUAACCAAGAACAUGUGUGAACAAGAAUGCAAGCACGAAGACACCAUGUGCAACGUGCCAUAUCGAAGUGCUGUCGGAGGCAUCAUGUAUCUCAUGGUCGCCACACGUCCGGAUCUAGCUGCUGCAGUGGGAUCAUUAUCCCAGUUCUCGUCCGACCCAUGCCCGACUCACUGGCAAGCUUUGAAGCGUGUGCUGAGAUACCUGCAAGCAACGCCCAAUCAUGGUCUUGAGUUUACACGUGAAGAAGGAAGCCGUAUCUGCGAGUACACCGACGCAGACUGGGCCGGCGACAUUGAGUCAAGACGAAGUACAAGCGGCUAUGUGUUCAUGAUGAACGGAGGAUGCAUCAGCUGGAAAAGCCAGAAACAACGGACGGUCGCGCUAUCUUCAACAGAAGCAGAAUACAUGGCGCUUUCCGAAGCAACGAAAGAAGCAGUAUGGCUCAAGGUGCUUUUGGGGGAACUUGGUGAGAUGACAAGCGACGAAGCGAUCAAGAUGUAUGAAGACAACCAAGGAUCAAUCGCUCUCGCCAAGAACCCGGAGUUCCAUAAGAGAACAAAACACAUCGACAUACGCUACCAUUUUGUGCGUGAGAAGGUGGAAUCAGGUGAAGUCGUUUUGGAGUAUUGCCCGACUCAAGAUAUGCUGGCAGACAUGAUGACCAAGCCGAUCGCCGCUGUACAAUUUGAAAACAUUCGCGAUCGACUUGGGAUCCAAGGUGCCGCAGCUAACGAGUCGAGAGGGAGUGUUGAAAAGACAGCGGCUGUGAAGAAGACACCUCGUCAAGCUGCGUCAAGUGUUGAAGCAAGUGGAAGACCAAGCUUCGCUAUACCGGUGGGUACCGGUAUGUACCAGUAA
Peronospora matthiolae is the source of this 2367-nucleotide messenger RNA. The record is from the annotation of a GenBank genome assembly. NCBI's taxonomy places the organism in Eukaryota, Oomycota, Peronosporomycetes, Peronosporales, Peronosporaceae.